AUGUCUGUUGCCAAGUUCCAGUCUCCAUCAUACAAGCUCUUCGAGUUGGAAAUCAACACGGGCAGAACUAUCAUAGUUGGUGAAGACGACGGGCUAGAUUCCCCAAACACUCUCGUCCUCAAACACGAAGAAGCUGUUCAAGCAGCCAACGGAGGGGGUCCACGGAGGGAUUCUCCAAGCUUUUUGGAAAUGGCAGCCUACAGUAAAGCUCAGUUGCCGGCGGUGCCAGGCUACGACACGGCACGGUACCAAGAUCCCACUUACGAUCAGUAUCCCGCGCAGAACUUUUCCGUGCAGCAGACAGAGAAAUUUGCGCAGCUGAAUCAGCAAUCAUUUGCGUCCAACAAUGCGGUUGCCCAAUACAUUCCCACGGGUCCUACGGUCUUGUCCUGUCAGCCAAUGUCGGGCAUGUUUGGAACAAAAGUUUAUAUGAAAGUAUCCUCACAUUAUGACUUGCUUUCCAUGUCGUCAGCAAUGCCGUAUUUUUCAGUUUGCUUUGGGUCCGAGAAGGUUCCUAUUCAGGACUUCGCCCGAGAUGCUCAAGAUACAACUGGCUACGUAUACUCGUGCAGUGUAGACGCUCCACAGCUUCUGGUCACGGGCUGCAACAGCAAUAACGUGCCUUUAUCAUUAAUUGUUGAAGGUGCAGCUGGAGAAGAGAUCUCGCGGACGGGCGCAGGGUCUUUUCAGUAUCUUGAAGGGUCUGGGGAUGAUAUCACGCGGACAAGCAAGCUGCCCAAGCAUGACACUACAGCAGCUGGACCUGAAGUGGAUCAGGCGAGUACCUCGCCAAAGACUGUUGAUGCGCAGUUGCCUCCCGAGUCGGCUACAAAUAGUUACGACUAUCCUUCACAGCAGAAUCAAUAUGCAAAUGCAUUUCCUCAAGGCAGCGGCGACAUGAUUACGACGUACAGAAGCAGCAGCUUUACAGAGCCACACUAUCGGCGGUCCGCCCCGUCCUGGAGCGGUUUUGGCGGGUCGUUGGGGAGCACAAGAAGCUCCCUGGAUCACUCAGCAAUGAGUGGUGGACGGCCGAGUUUGACGCCACUCCCGAUGCCUUCCUCAGCAGGCAGCGGGACCCCACAGCUUAUCCGGACGAGUACUAUUGCCAACGGUGCGAGCAGCAACGGAUCAUACCACCCUAUCUCGCUGUACUCCAGCAAGGCUGUUUUGAAAAUUAACGGAAAGCUGGAUAGCAUGGCCGAGAACUGGACACAAGAAGAAUGGGAUAAUCGACGCCGCAUCGUCAUGUUUCGUAAGUCGCAAACAGGUUCUACUUUGACAGCCAGCUUUCGAGCCGUUCCGGUCAACGAAAGGCCAGCAAACAGCAUUUGCGUGUCGUGUAUCUGGUGGGCAGAAAAAGCAGAAUGCUACGUCACGUCGGUUGACACUAUCCAUCUGCUCGAGCAGCUUGUUGCAUCGCCAAACCGCUUUAGCGUUGAGGAGAAGAACCGAAUUCGCCGCAACUUGGAAGGGUUCCAUCCCCUUACAGUGUCAAAGGCGAAGGCGGAUAGCGAAGAAUUUUUCAAAAUCAUCAUGGGUUUCCCCAACCCGAAGCCUCGAAACAUCGAAAAGGACGUCAAGGUGUUUCCGUGGAAGAUUCUCGAGCCGGCACUGAAGAAGAUCAUUGGAAAGUACAGCGCCAGUCCGAGCAGCACUCUCCCACCUAGCAGCAUGAUGACACCAGUGAGCACUGCACCAUAUGCCCCAUUGCCAACACCACCGGGUCACGGCAUGGCUUCGCAGCAAAGCCUUCCAUCUCAUCACGGCGACACGCAGAGCCAAUACUCGGUCCAUUCCAGCCAUCAUGACCCUAUUCCUUCACCCAGAUCGCUGUCAGGCUCACAGCCCACGUGGACACCGUACACAACGGCACCGGCAUACACGGCAUCAAGUCGCACCCUCAGCCCUACGAACAGGCAUGCAAGCCCACAGCAAGGUCACCAACAUGCGCCUCCGAUGCGCAUCAACACAAACCCGUUGCCGGCAGUGACCACGUAUGAUUCACGGACUGUAUCAACUACUGGUUAUAGUUCAAGUGGCUUACACACUCCGAUCAGUCAACACCCAUCGUCAACAGCGACACCGCCACGUUGGGACACUACAUCCGCAAACUACUCGGACAGUUAUCCCAGUUUAAGCUCGCAUCACCAGUCCGGCCCUCCAGUGUACAGCACCGGGGGUUAUGGAGAUGGAGCACCUCGAGCAUAA
This is a messenger RNA of Pochonia chlamydosporia 170, 2211 nucleotides long. RefSeq lists its product as hypothetical. The record is from RefSeq and is a predicted model, not a curated record. NCBI's taxonomy places the organism in Eukaryota, Fungi, Ascomycota, Sordariomycetes, Hypocreales, Clavicipitaceae. Bases 1 to 2211 code for a protein of 736 amino acids. Gene Ontology annotation, cellular component: nucleus. The transcript has 3 exons.